Molecule: messenger RNA, 114 nt
Organism: Saccharomyces kudriavzevii IFO 1802
Lineage: Eukaryota; Fungi; Ascomycota; Saccharomycetes; Saccharomycetales; Saccharomycetaceae
Exons: 1
Coding region: 1-114 (37 amino acids)
Source: RefSeq, a predicted model, not a curated record
AUGCAAGAUUUAGGAAUAUUUUUGAGUGUUUCCGCUUUCAUCUUCGUUUUCUACUUUGGCGCUCAUAGAACAGUCAUGAACAGAAACAAGAGCGAUGUGCCCUACUUGCAAUGA